Messenger RNA from Paecilomyces variotii, 3131 nucleotides. RefSeq lists its product as hypothetical. The transcript has 2 exons. Gene Ontology annotation, molecular function: S-adenosylmethionine-dependent methyltransferase activity. Bases 125 to 2971 code for a protein of 948 amino acids. The record is from RefSeq and is a predicted model, not a curated record. NCBI's taxonomy places the organism in Eukaryota, Fungi, Ascomycota, Eurotiomycetes, Eurotiales, Thermoascaceae.
UUUGAUACAUUUAGAAUCCGUUGAUCGGAUAUUCCAUACAUAUCUGCGAUACCCCUAUUGUUUGAAACGAUUAUACCUUGCAUACAUUUUCCAUUUGAGACCGUUGUCCGCUGGUCGAGACGACAUGGUUGAUUCAUACAAUACCGUCAUGACAGUCUCACCUUCCACUCGGCAGGCCCGAGAGAUGGUGCUUAAUACAAUAAUUGAAGACAUGCAAGUGACGCCAUCCGCUACUCAAGUCCCUGUGUCUACGGGAUCUUCGAAUUCGAAUCACGAGCGGAAGCGCCAGGUUCGACACUUCGAUGACCUCUAUGAUGCAACAGACAGCGAGACGGAAUAUGGAGAUGGCUGUCCCUCCCGGCACAAGAGUCGCCCGGCCAAGCAUGCGGUAUCUUUGGUCAGGGGUCCUGUCAGUGCCGUAGGCAGUAGAAACCGGUACCCAAGACUCUCCAUUCCUCCUGUCAUCAUGGGGUCUGCCAUGGAGAGUAGACAUAAGAAAUCUUCUGUGCCUCCGACGCCACCAACGAAAAUCCCGGUUUCCCCGGCUGUCCUGUCAAUGUUGCCGCAAUCUGUGCCUGCACUGCAUGCGCCACCAUCUCUCGACGGCAGUAGUGUCUCGUCUGAUCAGAUUUCGAAUAACAGCACACCUGUAACGCCUGAAAUACAUGCUGCUCCUGAGUCUCAGUGGAACAGUCAGCAUGUUCGAGUCGAUUCAGACCCAGACAUGGCUCAGAAUACGGCACCCACGAAUGUGUCCAAUCCAGAUGUCAAUAUCGCUAUCGAAGGUCGUCAGGAGGACUGGGAGCGUGUUAUAGCAAGCUUUCCGCAUAUCCCAAGAGCUGUUGGGAAUACGGUCUCGGAAUCUGUCAACAUCAUAAUUGAUGGACCAAUCGCUAGGACAGAAUCACCAUCUGAAAGCGGUGUUGCUCUCCCCGAAGGUGCAAUGGCGACACUGCGUCACAUUCCACUCGAUAUCACACCGGAUCCGUGGUCAGAAACUUCAGAGAACAAUGACGAGAUGUGGCAGUUGUCUGGUCCUUCUAGCCGGCCUAGAAGCGCAGAUGAUACUACCCCAGCGUCAAAUUUGUCCGGUUAUAGUUUCACAAACCUCAGCAUCCCAUCGCCGGGUGGCUUCUUCUCCUCUCUUGGCCCGAGGGCUAGACAUACAUGGUCUUUUCCCAAAUGGAAUAAUACGCCUACAUCAGAUAUGGCGGAGUAUUUCUACAUUGACCAAAGGAACGAGGGGGGUGGAGAGAUUGUUGAACAGAUAAUAGAGUGUGGAGAGCGUGUGUCCGCCGACGAUCAGCCCACGGCAAGGCAGUCGGCCUACAAUCCACCGACAGCAAUAAGAAUCCCUUCAGAUGCUACACCAGAGAGAUCGGACUCAUAUGAUGGUCCACUCAGUCCGGGGAUCCAAAGCGUACAGGAAAUCCUGAAGUCUGACAGAACCUAUGAAUACGAUGAAUCAUACGAGGAGGAACUCAAGAAGCGAGCACUAGCAAACCUUGAUCGCACCAGUGUCUGGCUUGCAGCCCAGACUUCUUAUCUUGCUGCGCUCCGUGACACAAAUCCAGUUAAUGAGGUAAACGAGGAGGCAGCCAAAGUUCAUACUGACAACGACGCACUCUCUUCACCUGAUGCUGCUCCUAAAAAGUCGGUGCGGUUCGCCGAGGCUGCAGCUGAUACUACCAUUCCACCGCCACCGAGUUCUGCUAACAAGGAUUCCAUAUAUUGGAAAGGAUUCAAGUCAGUGCUAAGCCGAACCCGUCACUUGGAUGCUUUCAUUCACGGCAACGCCCGCUUCGAUGCUGUCCAGUCUGUACGUCUUGGCCUUCCGGAUCGCCAUAUUGAUGGGUUGAUGGGAAAAUACGAACUCAUUGCCCAUGAGCGUCCUCCAUACAAGGGACCCUUCUCUCAGGCUCCACGAAACUCGGUGCUGGAGACUGUUCUGGCCGAGAAGGCCCAGUUCGCCAGGAUCGAAAAGGAGCAGACGAUUCUUUUCCAACUCUGUCAAUCGAUGUGGGCAAUGGAUGCUCUGCGCUAUUUGAACGGAGGUAGUUUGAUUUCGAGUCCCGCAUCAAAACGCCUCUCGAAGGCCACUGCAAAUCUUGGCAGCCCUGAAAGCGCUGGGAAACGUCGGAUUAGAGUUUUGGAUCUUGGUGGACAGUCCGAUUGUGAAUGGGCAUGGCAUCUAGCCAACGACUAUCGCAACGUCAAGAUCUACACUGUCGUCACCAAACAGCAAGCUGUCAACAAUGGCAUUAAGGGCCCAGCAAACCAUCGCACAGUAUCCGUACCCUAUUUAUGGAAACUCCCUUUCCGCGAUAACCAAUUCGAUAUCAUUUCAGCUCGUUCUUUGCAUGCUUUAUUGAGGACAGAGAGCCCAAUGGGCGAGACAAUGGAUGAAUAUGAUCUUUGCCUAAAGGAGUGCUAUCGCUGCCUGAAACCUGGAGGGUACCUUGAGUUUUUCGUCAUGGAUGCCGAGAUCGCUCGAGCGGGCCCCUACGCCUCUGCUACCUCUAUUGAAUUCUCGUUCAAUCUGAAGACAAGAGGAUACGACCCGAAAGCUACGAAGAGUUUUCUGACCCGGUUGCGGAGGGGCGCUUUCACCGAUAUCAAACGUGCCUGGAUGUUCUUGCCUAUGGGCGUGGAGCCGACGAAGCCAGAACCUCCUCGCGAAACACCUGAACCCCGUAUACCCAGUCAAGUGCUCGAACAAGAGGCUGUUCAGGGCCCAGUGGGUAGUACCGCUGAUAUCGCAAGCAUGACCGGCCUCCUGGGCGGAUGGAUGUGGGAGAAAUGGUUGCUCAAGCUUCAGAUGGAGAUGGGACGAGGACGGGAAGGAGCCCUUGAAGGUAUAGGCAGUGUGUUCGAUGAGGGUCGGAAGAACGGCGCUGGAUGGACUUGCCUUUGUGGAUGGGCUAUGAAGCCUAAGCGCCUACGAGAGGCAGAGGUCGCAGUGACACGAUAGCAUGCUUUGCAGUUUUGAUAAAACGGGGGAUUAGUUAGGCUUGGAGCAUCCUGCGUCUUCGAGGAGAGCCUAUAUAUAUAUCUCAGAGAAAUACAAUCUCAAUCAUUUCAAAUUUUUCUGGUUCAUUUGGGGUUUAUGAUACGGGAAACACAGACAGCGU